Molecule: messenger RNA, 1626 nt
Organism: Mercenaria mercenaria
Lineage: Eukaryota; Metazoa; Mollusca; Bivalvia; Venerida; Veneridae
Product: L-amino-acid oxidase-like
Exons: 8
Coding region: 54-1214 (386 amino acids)
Source: RefSeq, a predicted model, not a curated record
AACUAGGGGUAGGACCGUGUAACGAUCCGUUGUACUAUCUUAGAGGAAAGCACAUGAAAUACAACGAGCUCCCGACACAAGCACCUUAUAAUCUUCCGUCAGAAAACCGCAUUGAUCCUAAAGAACUUGACAGAAUUGUGUUUGAGAAUUUCACUGAUUCAUCACAAAGUGGAGACGUCGUUAAAUCGCUUGAUGGAGUUGACUUAUAUAGGCAAAGUCGAGAUAUAUUUAUGGCAAAAUAUCUGGACACGGAAACUACACAUUAUAUCAGAGACAGUGCCAGUUUCCUCAGCGGAUAUGGCCCAGAUGUUGCUGCAGGUAGUGGUCCGAUUAAUCCGCCCAUGCAGUCAGGUCGUAAAGCUGUGAAAACCGUGAAAAAAGGACUCCAGGCUCUUCCUGAAGGGUUGAUAGGACAAUUCCUUCAAGCUAGUGAUAAGCACAGUUUCUACUAUAAUCGUCAUCUUAAAGCCAUAAGGAGGUCCAUUAACGGAAGUUAUAUACUGACGUUUCAGCCAACGAGGACAACAGCUGGAGUAACUACUGAUAUCAAGGAACGUCCGGUCAUUACAGCUUGUGCCAAGAAGGUGUUACUUUCGAUUCCUAGACUGGCAUUAGAAUAUCUGGACUGGGAGGGACUUAGACAAGACACUGUUCGAGAUUACUUGAAACAUUCGAUGAAGGAAAUCCAUGCUAGUAAAAUUUAUUUUGGUUACGAUAAUGCUUGGUGGCGAAACAUUACUAUGGCAACGAACUAUGCUGUGUCGAUAACUCCAUUGAGACAAACAUACGAUUUUGGUGUGUCGAAGAAAACGUCAAAAGGUGUUUUAAAUACGGGAUACUCAGAUGGAGAUACCAGAAUAUGGCGGGAAGCACAAAGUUUUGAUGAACUUGUUCCAGGAAUCGGUGAUAACUCUAUUGCUAUGACCAAUGUUAGCGUGUAUCUGGCACGGAAAUAUUAUGCGGAAAUAUUAAACGUGACCUAUGUUCCGGAACCAAAUUCUGCUGUAAUGGUCGUCUGGGACCAGUAUCCAAUUGGUGCUUCGUGGUCCCCGCGGGCACCAGGAUACAAGAGCGACGAAGUAGAAUCACGCAUGAUCAAACCGUCCACGAGCGAUGACGUAUACAUCACGUCAAAUGUUUUCUCAAGUAGUGAACACUAUGAAUGGAUACAGGGCGGAAUGGAAAUUGUGGAGAAAGUUCUCAAACGUCUUUAACAUCCGUCUCCACUGACCAGUAUACAACUGUCACCGCUAAACCAACAAUAAAAGAACUUUACUUUAUUGCUGAAACAGAUAAUACGAUUGUAAUUCCAUAUCAAGAGGCAUUUUUAUUUAGAAAUGCUACUGUAAUGCACCAACUAAACAUACAUGUAAUAAAUAUAAAUCAAAUAUGCAAAUUUUAUAAACUCAGUCGUUUUGUAACUGUUUAAGAAUACAACUUCCGUUUCUUAUCAUAAUUCAUUUCAUAGAUGGUAAUUGACAUGCAAAUGUCUUAAUCUGUUGCAAAAAGAUCAAGCAUGUGAACAUUGAACAUGUCGAUGCAUUUGUAAUUGUGUGACAAAUUUAAUCACAUUGUACCGCCUGCUACUUAUUCAAAUUUGCAAACUAGAACAUUAUGUUAUCUGAA